AUUCAUCCACUACUAGCUCAAAAGUAAAACCACUUUUCACUUCCCAAUAAAAAAUCCAAUACAAAAAAAUUAUAGCCAUGAGCAUGACUAUCAUUAAUCCAUCUAGUUUCACACUUGUUAUAUUUUCCUUUACGUUGGUCUUGGCUCUCGCUAUGCUUUCCUUGAUAGCCAAGAAACCUAAAGGCCAGCUUCCUCCGAGCCCACGGGGAUGGCCGAUCAUAGGGAACUUGUUCCAUAUGAUCAUGAACCGACCGGUUCAUGUGUGGAUCCACCGUUCCAUGGAGGAUAUGCAAACGGAGAUAGCUUGCUUCCGCUUCGCCCGGGUCCGCGUCAUCACCGUAACCUCAAGCGAGAUCGCCCGAGAAGUGCUUAGAGAGAAAGACGAGGCUCUUGCAGACAGAUCAGAGUCGUACUCGAGCAAUCUCAUUAGCCAUGGCUACAAAGAAAUCGUUUUCUCUUCCUACGGAGAGAAUUGGAAGCUGAUGAAGAAAAUGAUGACCACAAAACUAAUGUCUCCGACAACGUUGAACAAAACCCUCGGUGAUAGAACACUAGAAGCGGAUAAUAUCGUCACGUAUGUUUUCAAUCUACCCCGACCAGGGUCCAUUAACGUGAGAGAUGUUGCCUUAACGUAUUGCCAUGCCGUGAUGAUGAGGAUGCUGUUUGGCCAGAGGCAUUUUGAUGUAGCCGCUGAGGACGGAGGUCUCGGGCCAAAAGAGAAAGAGCAUAUGGACGCAAUUUACCAAGCUCUAGAUUGUUUUUUCAGCUUUAAUGUAACGGAUUACGUACCUUUUCUUAGAGGAUGGAACAUCGAUAACGAGGAGGAAGAGGUCAGAGAAGCGGUUGAUAUCCUCAACAGAUGCAACGACCCGAUCAUCCACGAGAGAAUGCAUUUGUGGAGGAACAAAGGCGGUAAAGAGACUGAAGAAGAUUGGCUCGAUAUUCUCAUCACCCUUAAAGAUGACCAAGGAAUGCCUUUGUUCACAUUUGAUGAGAUUAGGGCUCAAUGCAAGGAUAUCAAUGUUGCAACAAUUGAUAAUACGAUGAAUAAUGUGGAGUGGACGAUAGCAGAGAUGUUGAAUAAUCCUGGGAUUCUUGAGAAAGCCACUACUGAAUUGGACGUGGUAGUUGGUAAAGACAGACUUGUGCAAGAAUCAGACAUACCACAACUCAACUACAUCAAAGCUUGUAGUAGAGAAUCUUUCAGGCUUCACCCAGCUAAUGCCUUCAUGCCUCCGCACGGAGCCCGACAAGAUACUACUCUUGCUGGUUAUUUCGUUCCCAAAGGUAGUCAAAUUCUUGUGAGCCGGCUAGGGCUUGGUCGCAAUCCUAAUAUAUGGGACGAGCCUAACGUGUUCAAGCCAGAACGCCACCUUGCUGGCCAUGUUAGAAACUCAAUGGACGUGACUUUGAUGGAGCCUGAGAUGCGGUUCGUAAUAUUCAGCACUGGUCGACGUGGCUGCGCAGGUACUAAAAUUGGGACAUCUAUGACUAUAAUGUUGCUAGCCAGGCUUCUUCAGGGGUUUGAAUGGACCCUCCCUAAUGACACAAGUCAAGUCGAGCUUGUUACAGCGGACAGUAACUUGUUCAUGGCCAAACCUCUACUCGCAUGUGCGAAACCAAGGUUGGCUCCAACUUUAUAUCCGAAAAUACAGGUCUACAAUUCAGAGAAAUUAUUCUCUUUGAAAAAUUAUCAAGAUAUGUAAUAAUUGAAAUAAGGUUUACUGACUAUAAAAACCAUGUAUCCUACGUUGUACUCUUUCGUUAUCUUUUUAAUCCAAUAUUGCAGUGAUAAGACUUAUUGUUAUGUCAAUUUAGCAACGGAGAAAACCUUAUUUUUUGUUGCUUUUUAUUAUUGGUACGUUUUCUUUGAGUUUCCAGAUGAUUAUGCGUUUUUAAUACAAUGAAAAUCCAAUGAAGCUGACGAUUAAAAACAUAAUUAGGAUUUGAUCCCGGUGGUAUAUUCGUAGAUUAUAAUAUAAUAAAGACUUUUUGCAUUGUAUUUUUAUAAUAAAGAUUGAAUGUAGUAGAAUAAGUGAUGCAUUACGAUUGCUUUGUAUGUUUGACUCAAAUUCAAUAUUAAAAAAAAAAAAAAAUUCAAUAUUAAUGAAAACCCUUUCUUCAAAAACAAAACAAAAAUGAUGCAUGCGGAACGGAGUAACUAAGUUGAAGAAUUGCAAUCCGGUUGGAAAUAAAAAUAAACAUGGAGUCACAAAGAUACAUUUGAAGUUUGAUUUCGAAGAUGUAUAUUGUUUAGCUAAUUUUUUCUCAUAUUCAAAUGGUCAAAACAGAAGUUAUAUGAAUCCUUGUUUUAACAUUGGGCAACUUGGUUAUGCAAUUUGAUAAAACCAGCACAUGUAAUUUGUUUACAUUAAGAAACGUAAUUUAAUGUGAUAAAAAUCUAAUUGUACUGCAAUAGAGCGGAGAAAUUCCAUGCAUGGCUCAUAUAAUAACUAAAAGGUAAUAUUUUGGUUUCUACGUACACUACAAAACUUAACCACUCCAGUAACGGAAGUCUGAUGCAGAAAUUUGUAUCGGUGAUUUAUUUUCGGCUUGCAAUUAAAGUUUUUGGUUAUGACAUUGUUCUAUCGGGACACAUAAUGCUCUUAAAUUUUUCUUUUGUUCUAUUUUCGUAUUUCGUAUAUGCAUAUAUAGCUCCCAACGCUUCCAAGUUCCAACCAAGCAAAACAACGAGACGACGAGACAAUCAUGAUUGCUUCGCGGUUUAACCACUGGGCAACUAAGACUCUUUCUUUUGCAAGCAGACUGCAGUGAUCUCUUCGGUUAUUUACAGCACAGUAAACUUCUGGCUGUCCUCUUUCAUUCUGCCCAAAUGCUAUCUCAAGACUAUUGAGCAAAUGUACAAUAGGUUUCUGUGGAAUAGCAACAUUGAGAAGUAGGCAGGUAGUAAAGUGUCAUGGGUGAAUGUGUGCCUCCCCGAAGCCGAAGGAGGUCUUGGUUUGAGGAACUUCUGGACCUGGAACAAAACUCUCAACCUAAGACUAAUCUGGAUGCUCUUUGCAAAGAGAGACUCAUUAUAGGUUGCCUGGAACCACUCGACAAGACUACAAAAUGUAAGCUUCUGGAAGGCUGAGGUAGCCAGCCACCACUCCUGGAUAUGGAAAGCUCUUCUAGCUCUGAGACCGCUAGCAAAGAGAUUCAUGCGAUCAAAUGUUGGCAAUGGGCACAUGCUAAGCUACUGGUAUGAUCACUGGAAUAAGCUGGGUCCCCUUAUUGAUUUUGUGGGGGCGGC
Messenger RNA from Brassica napus (rape), 3253 nucleotides. Its product is annotated as dihomomethionine N-hydroxylase-like. The transcript has 3 exons. Lineage: Eukaryota; Viridiplantae; Streptophyta; Magnoliopsida; Brassicales; Brassicaceae. Gene Ontology annotation, molecular function: iron ion binding; monooxygenase activity; heme binding. Bases 78 to 1706 code for a protein of 542 amino acids. The record is from RefSeq and is a predicted model, not a curated record.